Thunnus maccoyii (southern bluefin tuna) is the source of this 3502-nucleotide messenger RNA. It is a transcript of the gene mcm2, whose product is annotated as minichromosome maintenance complex component 2. The record is from RefSeq and is a predicted model, not a curated record. Bases 90 to 2762 code for a protein of 890 amino acids. Gene Ontology annotation, biological process: mitotic DNA replication initiation; DNA replication; double-strand break repair via break-induced replication. Gene Ontology annotation, molecular function: 3'-5' DNA helicase activity; single-stranded DNA helicase activity; ATP binding. NCBI's taxonomy places the organism in Eukaryota, Metazoa, Chordata, Actinopteri, Scombriformes, Scombridae. Gene Ontology annotation, cellular component: MCM complex; nucleus. The transcript has 19 exons.
CCACGUGGUCGUUUCGCGCGAAAAGCGACUCCCGGCCGGAAGAAGAAGAAGUUUCUUUACAAGAGGCAGAAACAGACAGACGUGCAGCAAUGGCGGAUUCCUCCGAGUCGUUCCACAUGGCCACCAGCCCCAGCCGAGGCCCCAGGAGAGGAGACCUGACCUCCAGCCCCGGCAGAGACCUGCCGCCCUUCGAGGAUGAGUCGGAGGGGCUGCUGGGAGAGGGACCCCUGCCCGGAGAGGAGGAGGAGGACGGAGACGGAGAGGAACUGAUCGGGGACGGGAUGGAGAGGGAUUACCGUGCCAUCCCGGCGCUGGAUCAGUACGAGGCUGAGGGUUUGGACCUGGAUGACGAGGAUCUGUCGGAGCUGUCGCCUGGAGCCCGAGCCGCCGCCGAGGAGGCCAUGAGGAGGAGGGACAGGGAGCAGGGCGUCAGCGGGCGGCUGAGGAGAGGACUGCUCUACGAUAGCGAAGACGAGGACGACGGGCGCCCCGCGGCCCGGCGAAGGCGGUUCCUCGAGCGGGCGGCAGAGGGCGUGGUAGACGGAGAGGAAGAGGAAAUGAUAGAGAGCAUCGAGAACUUGGAGGACAUGAAGGGUCACACCGUGAGGGAGUGGGUGUCCAUGGCGGCUCCACGGCUGGAGAUCUACAACCGAUUCAAGAACUUCCUGCGUACGCACGUCGACGAAAACGGCCACAACGUCUUCAAGGAGAAGAUCAGCGACAUGUGCAAAGAGAAUAAGGAGAGUCUGGUCGUCAACUAUGAAGAUCUUGCAGCCAGAGAGCAUGUGUUGGCCUACUUCUUACCUGAAGCUCCAGCUGAAAUGUUGAAGGUUUUUGACGAAGCAGCUAAAGAAGUGGUGCUGGCCAUGUACCCGAAAUACGACCGCAUCGCGCACGAGAUCCACGUCCGCAUCUGCAACCUGCCGCUGGUCGAGGAGAUCCGCUCACUCAGGCAGCUCCAUCUGAACCAGCUGAUCAGGACCAGCGGCGUCGUGAGCAGCUGCACCGGCGUCCUCCCUCAGCUCGCCAUGGUCAAGUACAACUGUAACAAGUGUAACUUUGUGCUGGGACCCUUCUUCCAGUCCCAGAACCAGGAGGUGAAGCCGGGUUCCUGUCCCGAGUGUCAGUCCCAAGGACCCUUCGAGAUCAACAUGGAGGAGACCGUGUACCAGAACUACCAGAGAAUCACCAUCCAGGAAAGCCCCGGUAAGGUCGCCGCCGGUCGCCUUCCGCGCUCUAAAGACGCCAUCCUGCUGGCCGACCUGGUGGACAGCUGCAAGCCGGGAGACGAGAUCGAGCUGACGGGCAUCUACCACAACAACUACGACGGUUCUCUCAACAUGGCCAACGGCUUCCCGGUGUUCGCCACCGUGAUCCUCGCCAACCACAUCACCCGCCGAGACGAAGGCGUCGCCGUGGCCGAGCUGACCGACGAAGACGUCAAAGCCAUCGUCGCCCUUUCCAAGGACGAACGCAUCGGAGAGAGGAUUUUUGCCAGCAUGGCGCCGUCCAUCUACGCUCACGAGGACAUCAAGAGAGCUCUGGCUCUGUCGCUGUUUGGAGGAGAGCCCAAAAAUCCAGGUGGUAAACACAAGGUGCGUGGAGACAUCAACGUGCUGCUGUGUGGAGACCCGGGAACCGCCAAGUCCCAGUUUCUCAAGUAUGUCGAGAAGGUGGCGAGCCGCGCCGUGUUCACCACGGGUCAGGGGGCCUCCGCCGUCGGUCUGACCGCCUACGUGCAGAGACACCCGGUCAGCCGCGAGUGGACGCUGGAGGCCGGAGCGCUGGUGCUGGCCGACCGCGGCGUCUGUCUCAUUGACGAGUUCGAUAAGAUGAACGAUGCAGACAGGACGAGUAUCCACGAGGCCAUGGAGCAGCAGAGCAUCUCCAUCUCUAAAGCCGGCAUCGUCACCUCGCUGCAGGCCAGAUGCACCGUCAUCGCCGCCUCCAACCCCAUCGGCGGCAGGUACGACCCCUCCCUGACCUUCGCUGAGAACGUGGACCUGACGGAGCCCAUCGUGUCUCGUUUCGACGUGCUGUGUGUCGUCAGAGACACUAUCGACCCCGUACAGGACGAGAUGUUGGCGCACUUCGUGGUCGGCUCCCACAUCAAGCAUCACCCUAGCAACAAGGAAGGGGGCGUGGCCUUGGAGGAAAUGGUUCUGCCCAACACGUCAGAUGUGCCGACUAUUCCCCAGGAACUCCUGAGGAAGUACAUCAUGUACGCCAAGGAGCGGGUUCACCCCAAACUGAACCAGAUGGAUCAGGACAAAGUGGCUCGAAUCUACAGCGACCUCCGUAAAGAGUCCAUGGCCACGGGCAGCAUCCCCAUCACGGUGCGUCACAUCGAGUCGAUGAUCCGCAUGGCGGAGGCUCACGCCAAGAUGCACCUGAGGGACUACGUGGUGGAGGACGACGUCAACAUGGCCAUCAGGGUCAUGCUGGAGAGCUUCAUCGACACGCAGAAGUUCAGCGUCAUGAGGAGCAUGAGGAAGACGUUCGCUCGCUACCUGGCCUUCCGCAGGGACAACAACGAGCUGCUGCUCUUCAUCCUCAAACAGCUGGUGGCUGAGCAGGUGUCCUACCAGAGGAACAGAUACGGAGUUCAGAACGACACCAUCGAGAUACCAGAGAAAGACCUGCAUGAUAAGGCGAGACAGAUCAACAUCCACAACCUGACGUCCUUCUACGACAGCGACCUUUUCCGCUCCAACAAGUUCAGUCACGACGGCAAGAAGAAGCUGAUCCUGCAGCAGUUCUAAGAGCCUCUUCGACCUCCCUUCAUCAUCCUCUUCCUCCUCUUCCUCCUCCUCCUCCUCCUGCUGCCCCCUAAACAUGAACUAAAUUUCAGGACCAGGAAUGGGUCGUUGGGUUUUCAUCAUGUUGGACUGAGAUGUUCUCUUGUUUGGGUCUAAGAGGGAAGAUGCCCGGAAAAACGUUGAAGUUGUGGCUCAUCGUUCAGCGUCUCCAGAGGGAUGUUUGAGCAUCUGUGGUGACGGGAAGUAAAUGUUUCACAGUGGAUGAAAUGUACAUUCAGAAGGUCAAAUUAUGUUUUCGCUACGUCACCACAGAUGAAGAGUUUGUUUCCAAAAUAAGAGCAAAGAUAUAGAAUUUUAAAAAAAAGGAAUUAGACUAAUUUACAAAUGCUAAAUGUUUUGGAAACGUCUCCUCCUGUUUUCUCUUCCUGGGAUCGUCUGUAUCCGCCCUCAGGUUGGGCUGAUUGUAAAUAAAUGUACAUGUUUGUGUCUGUAUUGUUGAAGAUUUCCUCUGUUAGUAGCUGUUAAGAUAUAUUUCAGACUGUUCAGUUUCAGGUUUGUUUGUUCAGAUGGAGAGAAACUAGCUGGAACUGUAUUGUCCAUACUGAUGACAAAAGAGCAGAAAAAAACACAUGUAAAGUACUUAAAGAGGUAAAAAUAAAUCAAGUUUUGCUGUUUCUACUGUUGGAUUUGACUUGAUGUUGGAUUGUAGGUCUGUUUUUGAUAUUAAACUUGUAUUUGUUAAA